UUAAACAAGCUUUUUAGACAAAAAUUCCCAUAACAAGCUUUUCAAUAUAUCUCUUAGUUUAACCAAUUCACUUGUUUAGUUAAUAUAAUAAUAGCCCCUUGUUCAUAAAUGGAAUACAAUUAUUAUUGAAGCAUCAAAUGCGUGGAAGACUCUGCAAUUACUGGUUGACUAAACCAUCGAAGACUCGGCCCAUUUCAUCACUACAUUGCACUGAGUCAAUGACAUCAGCUAUCAGCGGUUCAAUCCUAUUCAUCCUUGUCUUACCAUGGCAUUAGAAUUCGUCGGUGGUGCUCUUCUUUCUGCUUUCCUUCAGGUGGCAUUCGAGAAGCUAGCUUCUCCCCAAAUUCUCGAUUUCUUUUGUGCAAAGAAGCUUGAUCAGAAGCUGCUGACCAAGUUGGAAACCAAGCUGAAUUCAAUCAAUUCUCUGGCUGAUGAUGCAGAGAGAAAGCAGUUCACGGAUCCACAUGUCAGAAACUGGCUGCUUAAGGUCAAAGAUGCUGUCCUUGAUGCAGAAGAUCUCUUGGAUGAUAUACAAAAGCUCUCCAAAAGCCAACUGGAUGCUGAAUCUGAAUCUCAAACCUCUACAGGCUGCACUUGCAAGGUACUCAAUUUCUUCAAAUCUUCUCCUAUUAGUUCCUUUAACAAGGAAAUUGAGUCUAGGAUGGAAGAAAACCUUGACGAUUUAGAAUUUCUCUCAAGCCAAAAGGGUGCUCUAGGAUUGAAAACAACUAACAGUGUUGGAUAUGGGUUGAGCAAUGAACUGCCACAAAAAUCACAAACAACAUCUUUGGUGGUUGGAACUGACAUUUAUGGCAGAGAUCAUGAUAAAGAAGUUAUUUUUGAGUGGCUGACGUCUGACAUCAAUCGUAACCAGCCAUCAAUACUUUCUAUUGUGGGAAUGGGCGGAGUGGGUAAGACCACUCUUGCUCAACAUGUAUUCAAUGACCCAAGGGUGGAUGAGCCUAAAUUUAAUGUCAAAGUUUGGGUUUGUGUUUCACAAGAAUUUGAUGUUUUCAAGUUAUCAAGAGCAAUUCUUGAAGCUGUCACUAAAUCAACUGAUGAUAGCAGAGAUAUGGAGAUGGUUCAUAGAAGAUUGAAAGAAAAAUUGAUGGGAAAGAAAUUCUUUCUCAUUUUGGAUGACCUUUGGAAUGAAAACCAACCUAAAUGGGAAGAAGUGAAGAAGCCUCUUGUUUUUGCGGCCCAAGGGAGUAGGAUUCUUGUCACCACACGAAGUAAAGAAGUUGCUUCUACCAUGCGGUCAGAAGUUUACUCCCUAAAGCAAUUACAUGAAGAUCAUUGCUGGAAAUUGUUUGCUAAACAUGCAUUCCGAGGUGAUGAUGAUACUCAACCAAAUCCAGAAUGCAGGGAUAUUGGAAUGAAGAUUGUUAAAAAGUGUAAAGGGCUACCUCUUGCCUUGAAAACAAUGGGAAGCAUGUUAUACAACAAAUCAUCUCUUUCAGAAUGGAAAAUUGUGUUUCAAAGCGAAAUAUGGGAAUUUUCAAAAGAGCAAUGUGAUAUUAUUCCCGCUUUAGCAUUGAGCUAUAUCCACCUUCCUUCCCAUCUCAAGGCCUGCUUUGUUUAUUGUGCCCUCUUUCCCAAAGAUUAUGAGUUUAAGAAGGAGCAUCUGAUACACUUGUGGAUGACUGAAAAUCUCUUACACUGUCGUCAACAUAGUAAGACUCGAGAAGAAGUUUGCCAACAAUACUUCAAUGAUCUACUAUCAAGGUCUUUCUUCCAACAAUCAGGUGAAAAGGUAGGACUAUUUGUCAUGCAUGACCUCCUAAAUGAUUUGGCAAAAUAUGUGGGUGGAGACAUAUACUUUAGGUGGGAAGUUGAUCAAGCCGAAAAGAUGCAAAAAGUAACUCGUCAUUUGUCACUUGAACUUGGUGACAACAAAUAUUUUGAUGGGUUUGGAACUUUAUUCAAAACGGAAAGGUUGCGUACAUUUCUGCCAACAUCAGAUAGGAAAUUGGUUUACUUAUAUUGGUAUUGCAAUAUGUCGAUACAUGAAUUGUUCACCAAGUUCAAGUUCUUGCGUAUUUUAUCUCUCUCUCAUUGUUCUAACCUUAAAGAAUUACCCGAUUCUGUUGGCAAUCUUAAGCAUCUUCGUUCGUUAGACCUCUCUUGGACUGAAAUAAAAAAAUUAUCUGAAAAGAUAUGUUCACUUCCCCACUUACAAAUAAUGAAGUUGAACUGCUGUAGCCUUUUGGAAGAGUUGCCCUCAAAUUUGCAUUUACUCACCACUUUGUGUCGCCUUGAAUUUAUAUUCACUAAAGUGAGAAAAGUGCCACCAGGUUUGGAAAAACUAAAGAAUCUAAAAGUAAUGAUGACUACCUUUGAGGUUGACCAUGGUAUGGAGUCGGGUAUUCAAGUGCUAGGAAAGCUCAACAUCCUUUAUAAAGACCUAUCAAUUGGGGGACUACAAUACGUUGAGAAUCCUGAGGAUGCAUUAGAAGCUGAUUUGAAGAACAAAACACAUCUUGUGAGGCUAACAUUGGGAUGGGAGAGGAUUGGGAACUCUAUGGAUUCAAAAAAAGCAGAGGUAAUUGAGAAUCUGCAACCUUCCAAAAACUUAAAGGAGUUGUCAAUCUCUGAUUAUGGUGGGAAUAAAUUUCCAAAGUGGUUAUUUGAUGAUUCUUUACCAAAUCUAGUGUCCUUAGAGUUGGCUAACUGUGAAUUUUGCCCAAGCUUACCUCCGCUUGGUCUUUUACCAUUUCUAAAGACGCUGUAUAUUUCAGGGUUUGAUAAGGUAGUGAGCAUUGAUGCUGAUUUUCAUGGGAACAACUCUUCUUCAUUUCAAUCCCUUCAAAGGUUGGAGUUCUCCUAUAUGAGGCAAUGGGAAAAAUGGGAAUGCCAAUUUGUGACAAGUGCUUUUCAAAAUCUUCGAAUUCUUUCUUUAAAGGAUUGUCCGAAACUGAAAGGACAACUGCCAGAGCUACUUGUUCCUUUGGAAACACUAGAAAUUACAGGUUGCCAACAACUUGAAGUUUUGCCUCCCAGGACUCUAGAAUUAGACCUACGUCACUCUGGAAAGUUGCAAUUGGAUUGGGCUCCAAUGGAGUGGCCUAGAAUGGGUGGGCACCACAUGAAAGCAUUAUUUUCUAAAGGUGAUGGGUCCCGCACUCUUCAUAAGUUGGAAAUUGAAGACUCAAUCGAUGACUCUAUCCCUCUAACGACUUUUCCACUAGAUUCCUUCCCAACAGUCAAGAGACUUGUUCUCUCUAGGUUUGGUAAUCUACAUAUGAUCUCACAGGAUCAAGCUCAUCAAGAUCUUGGAGAUCUAAUAAUCAGCGAGUGCCCUAAAUUAGAAUCAUUUCCUGCAAACAUACAUAUGUUGCUUCCAUCUCUAUGGAGGCUACGGAUAAUGGACUGUCCAAGGCUUAAGUUGUUGUCUAGCGGAGGUUUGCCAUCGAAUCUAGAAGAGAUGAAACUCAUUAAUUGCUCUAGACUUGUUGGGUCACUGAAAGGAGCUUUCGGAGACAGUUCUUCUUUGGAAAGCUUAGAGAUAGCAGAAUUGGAUGCAGAAUGUUUUCCUGAUGAAAGUUUGCUUCCACCCUCUCUUGCUAAACUAACCCUUCGUGAUUGUCUAAAUCUAGAAAAACUAGACUAUAAGGGGCUUUCCCAACUCUCAUCUCUCCAGUCAUUGGCUCUUCUGCACUGCCCCAAACUCCAAUGCUUACCAGAACAGGGUUUUCCCCAAUCAAUUUCGAAUCUUAAAAUAAUCAAUUGUCCUUUACUUAAACAGCGUUGCCAGAGGGGAGGCCAAGACUGGGAAAAGAUUGCUCACAUUGAAUGUCUCAACAUGUGGUAGUGAUGUUGUUCGUUUUGAAUACUAUUUUUCUUUUGAAUGUGUAUAAACUACUUUUCUCUUU
Molecule: messenger RNA, 3872 nt
Organism: Vigna radiata var. radiata (mung bean)
Lineage: Eukaryota; Viridiplantae; Streptophyta; Magnoliopsida; Fabales; Fabaceae
Product: putative disease resistance RPP13-like protein 1
Exons: 1
Coding region: 266-3811 (1181 amino acids)
Biological process (GO): defense response to other organism
Molecular function (GO): ADP binding
Source: RefSeq, a predicted model, not a curated record